This is a messenger RNA of Anarrhichthys ocellatus (wolf-eel), 3151 nucleotides long. It is a transcript of the gene nup62l, whose product is annotated as nucleoporin 62 like. The transcript has 3 exons. The coding region runs from base 366 to 2048 and encodes 560 amino acids. NCBI's taxonomy places the organism in Eukaryota, Metazoa, Chordata, Actinopteri, Perciformes, Anarhichadidae. Gene Ontology annotation, biological process: protein import into nucleus; RNA export from nucleus. The record is from RefSeq and is a predicted model, not a curated record. Gene Ontology annotation, cellular component: nuclear pore central transport channel; nuclear pore. Gene Ontology annotation, molecular function: phospholipid binding; structural constituent of nuclear pore.
ACAAGACUCGGGGCAAACUAAUCAAUGGUUGGUCCUAUCUGCCGUCAUUUCCUUUAGUCGUCGACAGAAAUGCCUGUCUAAAGAAGUAGGAAACAGAGGGCCACGUUUUGCGAAGGAUGUUUUGUUAGUUUUUAAGUCUCCGUCUGGGUCAACGUAACGUUCCAAAACCCGUGAUUGACUUCAUCAACCGCUAACGUCUGGAAAGCCAUCGUAGCAGAGAAACUAUUCCCUCGGGUUUCGUGGGUUGAACCAGCUCGUGUUGGUGACCCGCCAAAAGCCGCAGAAGUUCAGCGAGGAAGUGACCAUUUUGUGAGUUAGCUGGUUUCAAUAGCUUUAUAUUUAAGUUGUUGUCCCGCGAAACGGAAAUGAGUGGCGGUUUCAACUUCGGGCAAGCCUCCACGGGCUUCUCUUUCGGAGCUCCGAAGCCAGCAGUCCCAGGCCCCGGCACGGGCUUUGGGAUGACUAACGCCGUACCUGCAGCCACUGGUGGGGGCUUCGCGUUUGGCACUCCGACUCAGGCCACCGCCGCCACCAACCCCACCGGCUCCUUCAGCUUUGGCACCCCAGCGAAGAGCACAGCAGCCGUCGGAGGCUUCUCUUUUGGGACCCCCAACGCCUCGUUUGGCAUGGGCACUCCUCAACCCGCAGCGCCACAAGGGCUGACUUUAGGCACCACAGCAGCUCCGGCUGCGGGGCCAGGGUUCACACUGAGCGGGGGUUUCCCACCACAGACUGCCGCUCCUGCAGGAGGGGGCUUUGCCUUUGGUACUCCUCAAGCUCAACCCCAACCUGCAAUGCAACCCCCACCACCAACAGCCACAGUAACAGCGACUACAGGAGCGGGCGGCCUCUCAUUUGGAGGGUUCAGCUUUGGAGCAACCAAGGUCCAGGCGACUACACCUGCAGCCCCCGUUGCUGCCCCAGGAGGGGGCUUCAGCUUUGGCACCGGUGCUCCAUCCAACCUCACUAUGAGCAUGCAGCCCCAGCAGCCAGCACCCACUGCUGCAGUCACAGCCAGUCAGGGUGGAGGAUUUGCCUUUGGGAUUAAACCCUCAUCCACCCCAGCUCCUCCCGCAUCCACCCAGGCAGUCCACGCUCCAGGCCCGUCUCUCUUUGCUUCACCCAUCUCUACAACAGCUGCUGUUGCUGCUGCCGCCGCCGCCGCCACUGCUGCUGCUGUUACUGCCGCUGCACCAGGUACAGGCUUUACUAUGGGUGCAGCUCCAACUUUAGCAGCAAGCACGGCUGCUGCAACCACUACGGCAGCUGGUGGAGGUCUGGCUUUUAUGCUGAAACCUCUGGGGGCAGCCACCAUCACCUCCACCUCUGUCCCUACCGCCACUGUUGCAGCUGCCACAACAGGUGUUGCGACGGCCUUCACACUGGGGCUCAAACCUUCAACAGGUAUCGCAGUGACGUCUACGGCAACAACGCUCUCUACAACCGCCGCUCCUCCGGUGAUGACCUACGCCCAGCUAGAGGGUCUCAUUAACAAGUGGAGUCUGGAGCUUGAGGACCAAGAGAGGCAUUUCUUGCAGCAGGCGACUCAGGUGAACGCCUGGGACCGCAUGCUGGUGGAGAACGGAGAGAGGAUCACAUCCCUGCACAAGGAGAUGGAGAAGGUGAAGCUGGACCAGAGGAGGCUCAACCAGGAGCUGGACUUCAUCCUUUCCCAACAGAAAGAGCUGGAGGACUUGCUCUGCCCGCUCGAGGAGUCGGUGAAAGAGCAGAGUGGGACCAUCUACAUGCAGAACGCCGACGAGGAACGCGAGAGAACCUACAAGCUUGCCGAGAACGUGGACGCGCAGCUGAAGAGGAUGUCGCAGGAUCUGAAGGAGAUCAUCGAGCACCUGAACACGUCCAGCGGCCCAGCAGACACCAGUGACCCGCUUCAGCAGAUCUGUAAAAUCCUCAACACCCACAUGGAUUCACUUCAGUGGAUCGAUCAGAACUCUGUUCUUCUGCAGAGGAGAGUGGAAGAAGUGUCGAAGUUGUGUGACAACCAGCGCAAGGAGCAGGAGAAAACCUUUCGUCUGACAUUCGACUGAUCUGGAAUAAAUACGUUGACGUGUAUAUUGACUAAAUGAUGCUUUUUGUCGGUCGUUCUAAAGAGGGAAGUCUUUUUAGGGGGUUUAGAUAUUUUAAAUGCAGAAACAAAGCCAGUCGCAAUUCCUGUUAACUUGCUUUAUCUUUCGUUUGGUUGCAUAAAGAUCAAUAUUUCCGAUGCAGUAGCUUUUAUAUAGAGUGAAAUGAUCUGUUCCCAUGUAAAUGCUAUGGUUGUUCUAAAUAAUAUCAUUAAAUAAAUCAAUGACGUAAGGCUCUGUUUUAUUGGAUAGCCAAUAAGAAUGUCUGCCGUAUAUCUCAGUGGUAAUGUUUAAGUCACAGAGGUAGAGGUAUGAUUACUUAGUCAAUUGACAGAAACUUUCAUCAACUGUUUUGAUUAUCAGUUAAGUGUUUUAUCUAACAAAAAGCCAAAUGUUACCUAGUUCUAGCUUCUCUUCUGUGGUGGUAAACUGAUUAUAUUUUUGGGGUUUUGACUGUUGGUCAAAACAAAUAAUUUGAAGAUGUCACAUUUGUCUUCAGGGAAUUGUGAUGUGCAUCAUUCACCAUUUUCUGUUAUCUUAUAGACUCAACGAGAAAGUGAAUUCAAUGAUUAGCUCCAGCUCUACAUUUAUGUAGGUUUAUACUUCCAAUGUUAAUGAAAAGCCACAGUAGCAUUCAAAGCAUUUUAUUACACUUGACAACUCAACAAGUCAUUCACCUUGAAUUUAAUCUAUAACACUUACAUGGCAGUUUCUACUGACCACCUUCCCUUUGGAUUCCACACAUGGAACAAAACAUCUUGAUUCAGUGUUGACCUACAGUACAGUGGAUGCUACCUGACGCCACAACAGUGAGUAGAGGUGAAGAAUCAACGAACAUAAGUGGAGGGAAAAGACCUCAGCACGCAAUGUGACUCAGCCGUGCUCAUUUAUGCACCUUCAAUUAUUGUGAAAUGAUAAUGUACCUAAAGAGAUUUGUUUGUUGAAAUUAGACAAAAAUACAGAUUAAUGUUCAGAUAAUACUGGGCGAGGAGCACUUUCCUUGCAUAGAUUUUUGGCUUUUUUAAGAUGUUACAACUCCACAGAAACAGUAAACUUUGCUCUUCGUC